Messenger RNA from Cercopithifilaria johnstoni, 573 nucleotides. The record is from the annotation of a GenBank genome assembly. Lineage: Eukaryota; Metazoa; Nematoda; Chromadorea; Rhabditida; Onchocercidae.
AUGGGAAAACCGUUGCGAAUUGCAAUAUCAUUAAAUGCAUUGCGUAAUAAUGCUGAUCGUGCCAUCACUCGAGCUGCUGCGAUACGCGUUAAUGAUGAGUAUGACGAAUUCGAUCAUCCUCAGGCUUAUAUUGCACGCAGAACAUUAGCACAUGUACCUCUACUGGCGGAAAACAAUGCGUACCGGAUUAUUCUUCAACAGAUGAACGGUCGACGUUCUCUUACCCAAAAAUGUUUGAAGGAGAAAGGAUACAGUGAAUUAGUGCGAAAGCCUUCACAACCCACCCAAAAUUCUCGAGUGGAGUGUCCAGGAUUUCGAAAAAUGCCGGAUCUGGAGCCGCUUAGAGCUACCCCACGUCAUCAUGCAGAAGUCUGUACUGAUGAAGCUUAUCUGAAGCGACAUGAGAAAUAUGAAAAGCAAGAAAAGUUGAUCAAGCGUCGGGACCGCAUUCGGCAACGCGAGGAGCAAUAUCGACUCCGUCUCAUGAAGGUGGAGAAACCGAAUACUUCACCUGAGCCAAAAAUAGAAUCAAUAGAAGUGGUGGAGAAAAAGCCUCGCCGUCGAAAACAUUGA